Molecule: messenger RNA, 1038 nt
Organism: Sungouiella intermedia
Lineage: Eukaryota; Fungi; Ascomycota; Pichiomycetes; Serinales; Metschnikowiaceae
Source: the annotation of a GenBank genome assembly
AUGGACAAAAAACCCCAAAGAAAAGGCAUUCCUGCCAUUACGGGUGAAAUAGACGAGUCCAAGGCUAUCAGAGUGUUCCCAGAAGCACUCCUGCCUUAUCGUUCAACGGUAUUGGCCUAUGGAACAUCCCUCGUUGCUACGACCAUAGGUUUUCCAUUCGAUACGGUCAAAACUCGAAUUCAAACCUACAAGAAGUUUACGUCGUACCUGGAUUGCAUUGUGAAAACGUAUAAGGCCGAGGGAAUACGAGGGUUUUAUCGAGGAAUCACUGCUCCACUCAUAUCGACGGCAUUUGUCAGAUCGCUCAGUGUUUCUAUUUUCACUGGAGUCAAGCCUUACUGCUACGACGCUUUGUAUGGUUGGAGGGACGGAUCGCAACCGGAUUUACAUCCUUUUGUCACGAAUUUCCCUGUGUGCUUCUUAGCUGGUGCACUUGCUGGAUGUGGAGUAUCGGUGUUUGCAUGUCCGUUUGAGUUCACAAAGGUCUACUCCCAAAUUGCAUCUUUGGCGCAGCUGCUGGCCAAUAAAGCCAUGGCAGGAAACUCUAUUGGUGGAAAUGUUGCCAAACCUGCUUUUAAUCCACAUCUGUCACUUGCUCAGGUGGUCAGAAACAUCAUUAAGAGUGAAGGUCCUAAAGGUCUCUAUUCAGGCUACAAAUACCAUUUACUUCGAGACUUGCUUGGCUCUGGUGUCUAUUUUGCCGUUUAUGAGUCCUUCAAGUGGGCUUCCAACAGCUUGAUCAAUGGAGAUCCGGCCAUGUCAUCGCCUGUGUCUAUUCUUCUUGCUGGUGGAAUGUCUGGUGUGACUUGUUGGGCCAUCAUCUUUCCAUUCGACACUGUCAAGUUGCGCAUCCAGAAAGACAUUGUCACCAACAUCUUGCGGACAAAUCAGGGCCUCGAGCCUUUACCUCCAAAAGAACACAAGUUGGUGUUUGCUCGCCAUGUAUAUAGGGGUGUGGGCAUGUCCAUGACCCGGUCAUUUGUUGUAAAUAUGGUGUUCUUCAGCACAUACGAGUUUGGCAUGAAACAUCUCAUUUAA